UUUAUAUUUUGUGCGCUCCGUUUAUUCUCGGUAAAUUAGUUAAUCGUUCUAUUUAAUCUUAUAAUAAUUAUUUGAUUGUUUAUGUCUAUUUAUACUUUUGUGACAGUUUCUCUCUAAGCAAUUUUACAAUUCUUGUGUAAUUUGGGCAAUAGGUGGCUUUCUGUUUGUACAGCAACAUAAAAUGCAACCAUUGAAGCGUUUUACACAAUGUGGCAGCCUAACCAUGCUCUUUGGUGUUUUUAUCAUCCUCUUUGGUGUCAGCUCAACGGCAUUAACAACAUUCGGCAAGACCAAUAAUCAGCCGCCCCCUACACAAACUCCCACAGUCAAAGGGCGCGAAUGCAGUACACACGAGGAUUGCUCGGCCAUAGAACGUACUAGCUGUGUGAGGGAUCCCAACGACUACAAACUUCGUUGUCUGUGCGGAGACGAUUCUCCUCCAGCGAAUGGACUUUGUCCUGAUGUACUCAAGGGGCUGCGUCAUAAGUGCAACAACAACAACGAUUGUGAAGAUGGAAUGGUUUGUCAAUUCGAAAACAACAACAACCGAACGAUUGGGGUCUCUAAGUUUAUGUCAAGUAAAAUCAAGCAAUGCCUUUGUGAUAAUGAUAAUGGAUAUGUGGAGGAUAUUCUGCACGAUAUUUGCAACGGAGCUAAUGAUUCAUAUCUGGUAAAUAUUUUGGUAUAUGUCUGUUCUUUGAUGACGCCGUUUGCUUUCUCCGCCUUCAUGGCCAUCAAAAAGAAUUUCUAGAAAGCGAUUUAAGCCCUGGCAUGAGAUAUACAAUCCAACCAUUUAUUUUUAUGUCCUUUAGUGAUCCAUCGAAUGUGCCUCAAAACAAACAAAUCAAAUGGAAUCGCCUUGUUCAAACACUUAAGAAACAUAUGUAUGCUCCUGAUAAUACUCUUUCAAAUCCAGAAACCUAGCAUAGCAAAUUGGCUUUACACAAUGUAAUUGCAGUCGUAAUUUGUCCAAAUGUUAAAUUGAUAAGUUUCAUAAGUA
This is a messenger RNA of Drosophila albomicans, 1000 nucleotides long. RefSeq lists its product as uncharacterized. Lineage: Eukaryota; Metazoa; Arthropoda; Insecta; Diptera; Drosophilidae. Bases 182 to 751 code for a protein of 189 amino acids. The record is from RefSeq and is a predicted model, not a curated record. The transcript has 6 exons.